Molecule: messenger RNA, 522 nt
Organism: Diuraphis noxia (Russian wheat aphid)
Lineage: Eukaryota; Metazoa; Arthropoda; Insecta; Hemiptera; Aphididae
Biological process (GO): DNA replication
Molecular function (GO): DNA binding; DNA-directed DNA polymerase activity; nucleotide binding
Source: RefSeq, a predicted model, not a curated record
ACUUGUAUGGAUGGGCCAUGUCACAAUACAUACCAUACGGUGGAUUCAACUGGGUAGAUCCAACACUCGACGAACUGAAUGAUUUGAAUGAAACCUCGCCCAUAGGACGGAUAUAUGAGGUAGAUGUAAUAUAUCCUAAAGAACUACACGACGCUCACAACGACCUGCCUUUCAUCCCGCAAAACAGCAUAACACCCGGCUCAAAAGUAAAAAAACUGAUGGCAACAUUAGAACCYAAGAAAAAUUAUACUAUUCACUACCGUAAUCUACAGCAAGCCAUUMAAAACGGCCUCAAAGUAGAUAAAGUACAUAGAGUCAUAGAGUUUAAUCAGUCAGCAUGGUUGGCUGAUUACAUUAACCUGAACACUGAGAUGCGCAAGAAGGCCACAAACGAUUUUGAGAAAGACUUUUUUAAACUUAUGAAUAAUGCAGUAUUUGGUAUAUUAUUAUAAAUUUUAAUUUUUAAUUUUUCCUAACACUUUCUYACGAUUUUCCAGGCAASACGAUGGAAAAUGUCCGCCA